Molecule: messenger RNA, 1767 nt
Organism: Fomitiporia mediterranea MF3/22
Lineage: Eukaryota; Fungi; Basidiomycota; Agaricomycetes; Hymenochaetales; Hymenochaetaceae
Exons: 7
Coding region: 1-1767 (588 amino acids)
Cellular component (GO): nucleolus
Molecular function (GO): GTP binding
Source: RefSeq, a predicted model, not a curated record
AUGGGUAGAAAUAAACGUACGAAGAAGGAGCUCCCUACGAAAGCGAAGCUCAAGAAAGAUCCUGGGAUACCCAAACUGCCCGACCUCAAGCAGAAGAAGAAUGUAGAAAAGAUAAGAGCUGCUCAGCGUUCGGCACAAGCUCUGAAACUCGACCCAGACUCCCCAAUGGCCUCCGAGCCAACUCUUUCUUCUCUCGCAGCUCUCGCAGAAGCCUCAGAGGCCUCAGGUCGAAUAUACGACAACACUGUCUCCGUCUCUGACCCGUCAUCUUCAACGGAUGCAGCGCAAAAUUACAAAAUACAACUCCGACGACAAUACAUCCGUACUUUACACAAAGUAAUCGAAGAAUCCGAUAUCGUCAUCCUCGUAUUGGACGCUCGUGAUCCUGAAGGUUGUCGAAGUCGACUUGUUGAGGAGGAAGUUAGGAGGAGGGAACAUGAAGGGAAGAGACUUGUUUUUGUGCUUAAUAAGAUUGACCUCAUCCCUAGAGAGAACGCAGAAGCCUGGCUGCGCUACCUCCGCCACACAACACCUACUCUCCCCUUCCGCGCUUCAACACAACAACAACGCACUAACCUUGCCUCCAAAACCUCCCCUGCCUUACUCAACCUCCUAAAAUCCUACAAACGCUCCACGAAAUCAGGGAUGGGAAGUAUUACGGUAGGCGUAGUCGGAUACCCAAAUGUCGGGAAGAGUAGCUUGAUUAACUCGCUGAGAAGAGCGAAGGUAUGUGCUGUGAGUGGUGAAGCGGGGUUCACGAAGGACGUGCAGGCUAUACAAGUUGAGAGGGGUGUACGCGUUCUGGACUCGCCUGGUGUUGUGUUCGAUGACGACGAUCAAGAGAGUGGGAACGUCCUUCUGCGGAAUGCGGUUAAAGUGGAAGAUAUGAAGGAUCCUAUUGCAGUCGUCGAUCUAAUCCUCUCGAAAAUCCCACCCCCCAAACUCCAAGCAAUCUACUCCCUCCCACAAUUCACAUCAACUCUCGAACUCCUCACCAUGCUCGCUCUCUCCACCGGUCGUUUACACAAAGGUGGAACACCCGACGUACUUUCUGCCGCUAGACAAAUCAUUCACGACUUCAAUACACAUAAGAUUCCGUAUUUUACGGAACCGCCGAGUGUGCAUCCGAGUAGUGUACCGAGUAUGGUUAGUGGAGGGACUGCAGCGAAAUUUGGUUUUAAUUCUGUUGGAGAGGGAGGAGUGGUGGCACCGGGGGCGGAAGACGUUGGAAGUGCGAAGAUCGUGAAUGAGAUGGCACCUGCUUUUGAUCUUGGAGGGUUGUUCAGUCAAGCGGACGCAGGUGCCUUUGAUUGUGAGAUGCAAGAUGAGGAGGUACACGGAGGGGAUGGUGUUGUACAGAUGGAAUCAGACGACUUGACACCACGCAUCCCACGAAAACGCACCCGCUCGCCUUCCCCUUCAGUCUCAACGCGUGUCGAACCUGGAUCCGACUUACAUAUUGACAUCAACAGCGACUCUCAUCCAACUCCCCCUUCCAAACGAUUAAAAAGAACGCAAAAUCAAUCUGUACACGACAACCCUGACACCUCCACCUCCACCAACGACAUAGCAUCACAAAAUCCACUCGGUAGACGUACACUUAAGAAAGACGCGAAGCGCGCUCGGAAGGCUGCUCGACGAUCUGCUAGACUUAGCGCUAACAAUAAUAGGAAUAGAGCGGGAGGAGAAGGAGGGAUGGAAGUUGAUGAUGAGACUGGAUUGGAGUUUACGUUUAUGGUUAAUUCGGGUGGAGUUGUUUCUCCUUAG